Molecule: messenger RNA, 989 nt
Organism: Arvicanthis niloticus (Nile rat)
Lineage: Eukaryota; Metazoa; Chordata; Mammalia; Rodentia; Muridae
Product: olfactory receptor 5B12-like
Biological process (GO): G protein-coupled receptor signaling pathway
Cellular component (GO): membrane
Molecular function (GO): G protein-coupled receptor activity; olfactory receptor activity
Source: RefSeq, a predicted model, not a curated record
CAGGGCAGCCACAUAAUUCCCAAUGGAGAACAAUACUGAGGUGACUGAGUUCAUUCUCACAGGGUUAACAGAUAACUCAGAGCUCCAGAUACCAUUGUUCAUUGUCUUCCUUCUCAUCUAUCUCAGCACUGUGCUUGGGAACCUGGGAAUGGUAGGGUUGAUUCUACUGGACUCACACCUCCACACUCCCAUGUACCUUUUCCUUAGUCACCUAUCUCUGGUGGACUUUGGUUAUUCUUCAGCUAUCACUCCCAAAGUAAUGGCAGAUCUCCUCUCAAUAGACAAAAUCAUAACUCACAGUGCUUGUGGCACCCAAUUCUUCUUCUUUGUAAGCUUUAUAACUACAGAAAGCUUCCUCUUGGCAGCCAUGGCUUAUGAUCGCUAUGCAGCAGUGUGUAAGCCCCUGCAUUAUACCACCACCAUAACCACAAACACAUGUGCUUGUCUGACCAUAGGCUCCUAUGUCUGUGGCUUCCUGAAUUCCUCUAUUCACACUGGAAACAUUUUCAGGCUCUCCUUCUGCAAGUUUAAUGUGAUAGACCACUUUUUCUGUGAUGCUCCACCUCUCCUGGCCCUUUCAUGCUCAGAUACAUUUGUCAGUGAGAUGGUGAUUUUAUUUGUGGUAGGUUUCAAUGAUAUCUUCUCUAUUGUGGUCAUCACGAUCUCAUACCUGUUUAUAUUCAUUACCAUUCUGAGGAUGCAUUCAUCUGAAGGACGCCAGAAGGCCUUUUCCACAUGUGCUUCUCACCUUACUGCAGUAUCCAUCUUUUAUGGGUCAGGCAUCUUCAUGUACUUGCAGCCUACUUCUAGCCACACCAUGGGAAAUGACAAGGUGGCAUCUGUAUUCUAUACCAUGAUCAUCCCCAUGUUGAAUCCUUUGGUCUACAGCCUGAGGAACAAAGAGGUCAAGAGUGCAUUCAAAAAGGCUGUGGAGAAAGCAAAAUUUCCUACAGCAUUCACACUUUAAUUAUAUUGAACUUGCACAAAUG